This is a messenger RNA of Trichoderma breve, 1113 nucleotides long. RefSeq lists its product as uncharacterized. NCBI's taxonomy places the organism in Eukaryota, Fungi, Ascomycota, Sordariomycetes, Hypocreales, Hypocreaceae. The record is from RefSeq and is a predicted model, not a curated record. The transcript has 6 exons. Gene Ontology annotation, molecular function: protein binding. Bases 1 to 1113 code for a protein of 370 amino acids.
AUGGGGCUCCGGGAUGCGCUACGGAAGAAGGAGGCUAUAGAGCAUGAUCAGGGCCCAGACAUCACUUUUGUUCGCUCCGAUACUGUUUCGCAGCAGGUGAUUAUGGCGUCGGACGAGGGAGGCCACAACAACGACGGCUUGCUGUCGCCCACGUCGACUAGCGGCGAGCACCGAAAGUCGAGACGGAGCUUCGACUUCUUCCACUCAGACCAGUCGCGGAGCGCCUCUGCCUCCUCGUCGGCGUCCAACAAGAAGGAGAGCGCGGCAAGACGCCUGUCGCACAGGCUGCAUCUAAGUCGGCCGCCCGAGACCUCUGACCAUGUGCCGCAGAACCUACCGGAGAUUGUGGUCCCAGCAGCCGACGUGCAGGAUAAAGACGCCGCAGAGCUGCAGUGGGAGAAGCGGGCAACCAUGCUAGCCGGGCAGAACGACCUCGCCAGGAGUCGCCCGUCGUCGAGAGAUGCCUCAGACGGCAUGGCCCAGAUGAGUCUAGACGCAUCUGCCUCUCGCAGCCGAAGCCCCUCGGCCAACUCGGGGCCUGUUUCGUCCAAGGAAAUCGAUGCCGACAUCCAAGAGGCGAUUCGACUGCAUGAGGAGGGGAAUUAUGCGGAAGCGACCAAGAUGUUCGGGCGCCUUGCAGACGAGAGCGGCGCCAACAAUCCCCUCAGCCAGGUUCUCUAUGGACUGGCACUCAGGCACGGCUGGGGUUGCACGCCAGAUACUGCGCGAGCGGUCCACUAUCUAACGGCAGCGGCCUCUAACGCUGCGUCGGUCGAGCAAUUGGCCAUCCAGGCCGGUCUCAAGAAGGGAGGAGCUGCAAAGGGAGAGCUAGUCCUGGCCAUCUUCGAAUUGGCCAACUGUUUCCGCCACGGCUGGGGCAUCGACAAGGACCCAGUCGCUGCAAAGCAGUACUAUGAGACAGCGGCAAACUUGGGCGAUACUGACGCCAUGAACGAGGUUGCCUGGUGCUACCUAGAAGGCUACGGCUGUAAAAAGGACAAGUUUGCUGCAGCCCAGUAUUAUCGACGGGCUGAGAAGGGUGGCAACAAGACACUAGGAAAUACGUGGAUAUGGAAGGAAAAGUAUAACCCGGAAAACCGCAAGAAAAAAUAG